Truncatella angustata is the source of this 774-nucleotide messenger RNA. RefSeq lists its product as uncharacterized. Gene Ontology annotation, molecular function: oxidoreductase activity, acting on the CH-OH group of donors, NAD or NADP as acceptor. The coding region runs from base 1 to 774 and encodes 257 amino acids. The record is from RefSeq and is a predicted model, not a curated record. The transcript has 7 exons. Lineage: Eukaryota; Fungi; Ascomycota; Sordariomycetes; Amphisphaeriales; Sporocadaceae.
AUGUGGACAUCUACAAACUCCCCUCCGUUUCCAUCACCCACAGCAACCUGGCACAAUGAUACUUAUCCAUCCAUCUCCCCAUCACGUCCCGAGCUUAGUGCAGCAGGAAAGACAGUUGUGAUUACUGGAGCGGGUAGUGGCAUUGGCCGGGAAACGGCAAUUGCAUAUGCCACUGCCGGGGCCGCAAGCAUAGUGUUGCUAGGCCGCCAUGUGUCGAAGAAGGUGUUCUCUGUGGAUGUUACUGAGAAAGAUGCACUUCAGCGUGUGGCAUCGGCAAUAGGAAGCUGGGAUGUGCUGAUUCUUGCUGCUGGUCACGUUUCGGAUCCCUCGCCGAUCGCUUCCGCAAGCACUGAUUCCUGGUGGCAAGACUUCGAGACAAACGUCAAAGCUACAUUCCUUGGUAUUAUGGUCUUCUUGCCUACUAAGAACGAAUCAAACGCAACCGUCUUAGCACUCACAAGUGGUGCUGUAGCGCUGCCGAGCUCGCUUCAGACGGGACUAUCUGCCUAUGCUUCAUCAAAGCUUGCACAGAUUAAGCUGAUCGAUUUCCUGGCUUCAGACGGCGCAAAUGCUAAUGCUUUGCCCAUAGACCAAGUUCAACUUCCGGCCCACUUUCUAGUUUGGAUGUCUAGCUCAGAGGCUACUUUUCUGAAGGGACGUUCAGUCUGGGCUAAUUGGGACGUGGAUGAGUUGAAAGCCCAGGCCAAGGAAAUAAAGUCGGGAGUGCAGAUGACAGCAGGAAUCAACGGAUGGCCGUAUCAUGCGGAUAGUUAA